This is a messenger RNA of Terrapene triunguis (Three-toed box turtle), 10914 nucleotides long. It is a transcript of the gene CSMD3, whose product is annotated as CUB and Sushi multiple domains 3. The record is from RefSeq and is a predicted model, not a curated record. The transcript is spliced from 71 exons. The coding region runs from base 1 to 10914 and encodes 3637 amino acids. Lineage: Eukaryota; Metazoa; Chordata; Testudines; Emydidae.
AUGAAAGGGAUCUGCAAAGGGGAAAUCCGUGCAAAGGAGUCGAAAAUAGCAGACUUUGGGGACAGGGGAUGUACUAAAUGUGGCCGGCUGGACUUCAUGCUGCUGAAGACAAUGGGGAUUAAAAGUGGAUUUACAUUUUGGAACCUCGUCUUUUUAUUGCUGGUUUCCUAUGUGCAAGGGUUUAUUUAUACCUGUGGUGGAACUUUAAAAGGUCUUAAUGGCACUAUAGAAAGUCCUGGCUUCCCAUAUGGAUAUCCAAAUGGUGCAAACUGUACAUGGGUAAUAAUAGCAGAAGAACGAAACAGAAUACAGAUUGUUUUUCAGUCUUUUGCUCUAGAAGAGGAAUAUGAUUAUUUAUCAUUAUAUGAUGGACAUCCUCAUCCUGCAAACUUUAGGACAAGGUUAACAGGAUUUCAUCUUCCUCCACCUGUGACAAGUACAAAGUCUGUGUUUUCACUGCGUUUGACAAGUGACUUUGCAGUUAGUGCCCAUGGGUUUAAAGUAUACUAUGAAGAGUUACAGAGUAGUUCUUGUGGCAAUCCAGGAGUUCCACCAAAGGGUAUCUUGUCUGGUACGAAAUUUGAUGUUGGUGAUAAAAUCCGCUACAGCUGUGUAACUGGAUACAUUUUGGAUGGCCACCCUCAGCUUACCUGCAUAGCUAACUCAGUGAACACAGCAUCAUGGGAUUUCCCAGUUCCUAUCUGCAGAGCUGAAGAUGCAUGUGGAGGAACAAUGAGAGGAUCCAGCGGCAUGAUCUCCAGUCCCAAUUUUCCUAAUGAGUAUCAUAAUAAUGCAGAUUGUACAUGGACCAUUGUGGCAGAGCCUGGCGAUACCAUUUCACUCAUAUUUACUGAUUUUCAAAUGGAAGAAAAAUAUGAUUACUUGGAAAUAGAAGGUUCUGAACCACCAACAAUAUGGUUAUCUGGAAUGAAUAUACCCCCUCCAAUUAUCAGCAACAAAAACUGGCUCAGACUUCAUUUUGUAACGGACAGCAACCACCGAUACCCUGGAUUUAGUGCUCCCUAUCAAGGUUCUUCCAGUUUGACCAAAACUGCCUCCACUGGUGAGUUAGAGGAGCAUAUUGCGGCUACUACUGGUGCUAUUACUGUUGCUAGCACAUCUGCUGAUGUUACUGUAUCCAGUGUUACUGCUGUCACCAACCAUAGACUUUCCGAAGAGCAGCGAGUGCAAGCUAUGAAUCUCAGAAAAUCAAUUCUGGAACCCGCCACUUCCAAGGAAAUGCUCUCCCUUCAUCAAGCAAACAUACAAAGUGCAAGAAGAAGACCAAGAAAUGCUGAGCAGAUAGAAAGAACUAAAGAACUUGCAGUUGUUACUCAUCGAGUGAAAAAGGCCAUAGAUUUUAAAUCUAGAGGAUUUAAAUUGUUUCCAGGGAAAGACAACAGCAACAAGUUUUCUAUCUUAAAUGAAGGAGGUAUUAAACAGGCAUCCAAUUUGUGUCCAGAUCCUGGAGAGCCAGAAAAUGGAAAACGACUAGGCUCAGAUUUUAGCUUGGGAGCAACAGUACAAUUCUCCUGUGAUGAAGACUAUGUGUUGCAGGGGGCAAAAAGUAUCACCUGUCAGAGGAUAGCUGAAGUGUUUGCUGCAUGGAGUGAUCAUAGACCCAUGUGUAAAGUAAAGACUUGUGGAUCUAAUCUUCAGGGACCCAGUGGCACCUUCACAUCACCCAAUUUUCCAUUCCAAUAUGACAGUAAUGCUCAAUGUGUUUGGGUCAUCACAGCUAUACAUACCAAUAAGGUUAUUCAGAUAAAUUUUGAAGAAUUUGAUCUGGAGAUUGGCUACGACACACUGACAAUUGGUGACGGAGGGGAAGUCGGUGAUCCUAAAACUGUGCUGCAAGUGUUAACGGGAAGUUUUGUACCAGAUUUAAUUGUGAGCAUGAACAGUCAGAUGUGGUUACACCUUCAAACGGAUGAAAGUGUGGGCUCAAUUGGCUUCAAGGUGAACUACAAAGAAAUUGAAAAGGAAAGUUGUGGGGAUCCUGGAACACCAUUGUAUGGUAUCAGAGAAGGGGAUGGAUUUUCCAACCGGGAUAUUUUAAGGUUUGAGUGUCAGUUUGGAUUUGAAUUAAUUGGAGAGAAAUCCAUUGUGUGUCAGGAGAACAACCAGUGGUCUGCAAACAUUCCAAUUUGUAUUUUUCCUUGCCUUUCUAAUUUCACUGCACCGAUGGGAACAGUUCUUUCACCUGAUUACCCAGAAGGAUAUGGAAAUAAUUUAAACUGCAUCUGGACAAUAAUCUCAGACCCAGGGAGCAGAAUUCAUCUCUCUUUUAAUGACUUUGACUUGGAAUCUCAAUUUGACUUCCUUGCAGUUAAAGAUGGUGACUCUCCAGAUUCUCCAAUACUUGGUACUUUCACUGGUGCUGAGGUUCCUUCGCAUCUUACCAGCAACAGUCAUAUCUUGCGUUUGGAAUUUCAAGCUGACCAUUCAAUGUCAGGACGUGGCUUUAACAUCACUUAUAACACUUUUGGACAUAAUGAGUGUCCUGAUCCUGGAGUACCAAUCAAUGCACGGCGUUUUGGUGACAACUUUCAAUUAGGGAGUUCAAUCUCAGUCAUUUGUGAAGAAGGAUUUAUUAAAACACAAGGAACCGAAACCAUUAGUUGUAUACUAAUGGAUGGGAAAGUAAUGUGGAGUGGACCUAUCCCUAGGUGUGGAGCUCCAUGUGGUGGGCAUUUUUCGUCUCCCAGUGGAGUAAUCCUCUCUCCAGGCUGGCCUGGGUACUAUAAAGACUCCUUGAAUUGUGAGUGGGUGAUUGAAGCUGAACCAGGACACUCUAUCAAAAUUACAUUUGAAAGAUUUCAGACUGAACUCAAUUAUGAUGUUUUGGAAGUUCACGAUGGACCAAAUCUCCUGUCUCCACUUCUGGGUUCUUACAAUGGUACACAGGUCCCACAGUUUCUGUUCAGUAGCAGCAAUUUCAUUUACCUUCUCUUUACAACAGACAACAGUCGUUCUAAUAAUGGAUUCAAGAUUCACUAUGAAAGUGUAACAGUUAAUACCUAUUCUUGUUUGGAUCCUGGCAUACCAGUUCAUGGACGUCGUUACGGUCAUGACUUCUCUAUUGGUUCCACUGUAUCAUUUAGUUGUGAUCAAGGAUAUAGGCUGAGCCAUGAAGAGCCUCUGCUAUGUGAAAAAAACCAUUGGUGGAGCCACCCGCUCCCAACUUGUGAUGCCUUAUGUGGAGGAGAUGUUAGAGGACCUAGUGGAACAAUUUUAUCCCCUGGUUAUCCUGAAUUGUACCCAAAUUCACUGAAUUGUACAUGGACUGUGGAUGUCACCCAUGGAAAAGGAGUGCAGUUCACCUUUCACACCUUUCAUUUGGAAGACCAUCACGACUACUUACUAAUUACAGAGAAUGGCAGUUUCACUCAGCCACUAGCACGCCUGACUGGAUCAGAACUUCCUUUGGCAAUCAACGCUGGUCUCUAUGGAAAUUUCAGGGCUCAGUUGCGCUUUAUUUCAGAUUUUUCAAUAUCAUAUGAAGGAUUUAACAUUACUUUCUCUGAAUAUAAUCUUGAACCUUGUGAGGAUCCUGGGAUUCCACCAUUUGGUAACCGAAUAGGAUUUAACUUUGGAGUCGGUGAUACUCUGACAUUCUCUUGUUCAUCUGGAUACCGUUUAGAAGGAGCUUUGGAGAUUAUCUGUCUUGGUGGUGGCCGACGUGUAUGGAGUGCACCUCUGCCAAGGUGUGUGGCUGAAUGUGGAGCCUCUGCAACAAAUAAUGAAGGAAUUUUGCUGUCCCCCAAUUACCCACUCAACUAUGAAAACAACCAUGAAUGCAUUUAUAGCAUUCAGGUACAAGCAGGGAAGGGAAUCAAUAUUUCAGCCAGAACAUUUCACUUAGCACAAGGAGAUGUUCUUAAGAUAUAUGAUGGAAAAGACAACACAGCUCACCUGCUGGGUGCAUUUACUGGGGCCUCAUUGAGAGGACUGACACUAAGUAGUACUUCAAAUCAUCUGUGGUUGGAAUUUAACUCAGAUACAGAGGGAACUGAUGAAGGUUUUCAGCUUGUUUACACCAAUUUUGAGCUUUCACACUGUGAGGAUCCUGGUGUGCCACAAUUUGGAUACAAGAUCAGUGACCAAGGCCAUUUUGCUGGCAGUACUAUCAUUUAUGGAUGCAAUCCAGGUUACACACUCCAUGGAAGUAGCCUUCUAAAGUGUAUGACAGGGGAAAGAAGGGCAUGGGACUAUCCUCUGCCAUCCUGUAUUGCUGAAUGUGGAGGCCGUUUUAAAGGAGAAUCAUCAGGAAGAAUCUUAUCUCCUGGCUAUCCUUUUCCCUAUGACAAUAAUCUGCGUUGUAUGUGGAUGAUUGAAGUAGAUCCAGGAAAUAUUGUCAGCCUCCAGUUUCUUGCUUUCGAUACCGAAGCAUCACAUGAUAUAUUACGAGUUUGGGAUGGGCCACCAGAAAAUGAGAUGCUACUCAAGGAAAUUAGUGGAUCUCUUAUUCCAGAAGGCAUUCACAGCACACUGAACAUAGUGACUAUCCAAUUCGACACAGACUUUUAUAUAAGCAAAUCUGGGUUCGCCAUCCAGUUUUCAAGCUCUGUAGCCACCGCCUGCCGUGAUCCUGGUGUUCCUAUGAAUGGAACUCGAAAUGGGGAUGGAAGAGAACCUGGAGACACUGUUAUUUUUCAGUGUGACCCUGGAUAUGAGCUUCAAGGAGAUGAGAGGAUAACCUGCAUUCAGGUAGAAAAUCGGUACUUCUGGCAGCCCAGCCCACCAGUCUGUAUAGCACCCUGUGGAGGAAACUUGACAGGCUCAUCAGGUUUUAUUCUUUCACCAAACUUUCCUCAUCCCUAUCCACAUAGUAGAGACUGUGACUGGAGUAUCGCUGUUAAUAACGACUAUGUUAUAUCAUUAGCAUUUAUCAGUUUCAGUAUAGAACCAAAUUAUGACUUCCUCUAUAUCUACGAUGGGCCAGACAGCAAUAGUCCACUAAUUGGGAGUUUUCAAGAUAGCAAGUUGCCAGAGAGGAUAGAGAGCAGCUCAAACAACAUGCACUUGGCUUUUCGGAGUGAUGGAUCUGUUAGCUUUACUGGUUUCCAUUUGGAGUAUAAAGCAAAACUACGUGAGUCCUGCUUUGAUCCUGGGAAUGUAAUGAAUGGCACAAGACUUGGAAUGGAUUAUAAACUGGGAUCAACAGUCACAUAUUACUGUGAUGCAGGUUAUGUUCUUCAAGGGUAUUCUACACUUACCUGUAUUAUGGGAGAUGAUGGAAGACCUGGGUGGAACAGAGCACUACCCAGCUGUCAUGUGGGAGGUACUUACCCUUAUAAUGGUCAGUUGUGCCUAAACUCCGUGGCCUUGCCUGAGGAUUUCUUGGUGUUUGGCCAGUUUGUAUUUUUCCAGACAUCGCUCCAUGAUGUGGUUGAGGUGUAUGAUGGCCCAACACAGCAAUCAUCUUUAUUAUCCUCCCUCUCAGGAUCCCAUUCAGGCGAAUCCCUUCCACUGAGCUCAGGUAAUCAAAUCACAAUUAGAUUUACUUCAGUGGGUCCAGUAACAGCUAAAGGUUUUCACUUUGUAUAUCAAGCUGUUCCAAGAACAAGUGCAACACAGUGCAGCUCUGUGCCUGAACCAAGAUUUGGAAAAAGGAUUGGAAAUGAAUUUGCAGUUGGUUCAUUGGUUCUUUUUGAGUGUAAUCCAGGAUACAUCCUCUAUGGAUCAAUAGCAAUUAGAUGUGAUUCAGUACUGAAUGCUUUGGCACAGUGGAACGAUUCCCUCCCUACAUGUGUUGUACCUUGUGGUGGAAUUUUAACUAAGCGCAAAGGAACCAUUUUGUCUCCUGGUUACCCUGAGCCUUAUGACAACAAUCUGAAUUGUGUGUGGAAGAUCACAGUGCCAGAGGGAGCUGGAAUUCAAGUGCAGGUUGUGAAUUUUGCUACGGAGCACAACUGGGACUCUUUGGACUUUUACGAUGGUGCUGACAACAAUGCUCCAAGGCUUGGAAGUUAUUCAGGAACUACAAUUCCUCCACUGCUCAACAGCACAUCUAACAACUUAUACCUAAACUUUCAGUCUGAUAUUAGUGUUUCAGCUGCUGGGUUUCAUCUUGAAUAUACAGCUAUAGGUUUGGACUCUUGCCCCGAACCACAGACCCCUAGCAAUGGAAUUAAAAUUGGAGAUAGAUACAUGGUUGGAGAUGUGGUCUCUUUCCACUGUGAUCAGGGAUAUUCCCUUCAGGGACAUUCACAUAUUACCUGUAUGCCUGGACCAGUGAGAAGAUGGAAUUACCCUAUUCCAAUAUGUUUAGCACAAUGUGGUGGUGCUAUGUCUGACUUCAGUGGAGUGAUUCUUAGCCCUGGGUUUCCUGGAAACUAUCCCAGCAGUUUAGAUUGCACAUGGACAAUAAAGCUACCUAUUGGGUUUGGUGUGCAUUUGCAAUUCGUAAAUUUCUCAACUGAGACAAUACAUGAUUACUUAGAAGUAAGAAGUGGAUCUACAGAAACUAGUACUGUUAUUGGGAGACUUAGUGGUCCUCAGUUACCAGCUUCUCUGUUUAGUACAACUCAUGAAACCAGCUUAUAUUUUCACAGUGACUACUCACAGAACAAACAAGGGUUUCAUAUUAUAUACCAAGCUUAUCAGUUGCAAAGCUGUCCUGACCCUCGGCCAUUCCGUAAUGGUUUUGUGAUUGGAAAUGACUUUACUGUAGGACAAACAAUUUCAUUUGAGUGUUUUCCUGGAUACACCUUAAUUGGAAAUUCAGCACUGACUUGUCUACACGGAGUCAGUCGUAAUUGGAACCAUCCUCUCCCCAGGUGUGAAGCUCUCUGUGGAGGAAAUAUAACUGCAAUGAAUGGCACCAUAUAUUCUCCUGGAUACCCUGAUGAGUACCCAAACUUUCAGGACUGCUUUUGGCUUGUCCGAGUACCACCUGGUAAUGGAAUCUAUAUCAAUUUUACUGUUCUUCAAACAGAGCCAAUAUAUGAUUUCAUAACUGUAUGGGAUGGGCCAGACCAAAGUUCUCCUCAGAUUGGCCAGUUUAGUGGCAACACUGCCUUGGAGUCUGUCUACAGUACUUCAAACCAGAUUCUCAUCAAGUUCCACAGUGACUUCACAACAAGUGGUUUCUUUGUGCUAAGUUAUCAUGCCUAUCAGCUUCGAGUGUGUCAACCUCCACCAACUAUACCAAAUGCUGACAUUUUGACUGAGGAUGAUGAAUUUGAAAUAGGGGACAUAAUAAGGUACCAGUGUCAUCCAGGCUUUACAUUGGUUGGUAAUGAAAUUCUAACAUGUAGAUUGGGAGAAAGACUUCAGAUGGAUGGAGUGCCACCUUCUUGUCAAGUGCUCUGCCCAGCCAAUGAAAUGCGUCUGGAUUCAACAGGAGUCAUACUGAGCCCAGGCUACCCUGACAGCUACCCAAACCUCCAAAUGUGCGCUUGGACCAUUACUGUGGAAAAGGGUUAUAAUAUCAGCAUGUUCUUUGAAUUCUUCCAGACAGAAAAGGAAUUUGAUAUACUUGAGGUGUUUGAUGGACCAAAUAGUCAUAGCCCAUUGCUUAUUUCCCUAAGUGGGGAUUUCUCAUCCUCUUUAAAUAUAUCCAGUAAUGGCCAUGAAGUGUUUCUCCGGUGGUCAGCAGAUCACGGCACCAACAAAAGAGGUUUCAGGAUAAGAUACAUAGCUCUUUAUUGUAGUACUCCUGAGUCCCCUCCACAUGGAUUCAUUGUCAGUCAGACAGGUGGACAGCUCAACAGUAUGGUUCGCUGGGCUUGUGAUCGAGGAUUUAGGCUUGUUGGGAAAAGUACCGCUGUAUGCAGGAAAUCUCCAUAUGGAUAUCAUGCAUGGGAUGCACCAGUCCCAGCUUGUCAAGCAAUAUCUUGUGGAAUUCCUAAAGCUCCAUUAAAUGGUGGAAUCUUAACUACAGAUUACUUGGUUGGCACCCGCGUUACUUACUUUUGCAAUGAUGGGUAUAGACUAUCAUCCAAGGAGCUUACUACUGCAGUCUGCCAGCCAGAUGGUACAUGGAGCAAUCAUAAUAAAACACCUCGUUGUGUAGUUGUUACAUGUCCAAGCAUCAAUUCCUUUACUUUGGAACAUGGGAGAUGGCGAAUAGUGAAUGGCUCACAUUAUGAGUACAAAACAAAAGUUGUUUUUAGCUGCGAUCCAGGCUAUUAUGGUUUGGGACCAGCAUCCGUUGAGUGUCUUGCUAAUGGAACAUGGAGUUGGAGAAACGAGAGGCCUUACUGCCAAAUUAUUUCUUGUGGAGAACUUCCUGUACCUCCCAAUGGGAAUAAGAUUGGAACUCAAAUCACAUAUGGAUCUACAGCUAUAUUUACCUGUGAUUCCGGAUUCAUGCUAGUUGGCUCUACUGUAAGGGAAUGUCUUUCUUCUGGACUCUGGAGUGGAACUGAGACCAGAUGCUUAGCUGGCCACUGUGGUGUUCCAGAUCUCAUAGUCAAUGGUCAAGUGAUUGGAGAGAAUUAUGGAUACAGAGACACAGUUGUGUACCAGUGCAACCCUGGUUUUCGCUUGAUUGGUUCUUCUGUACGAAUAUGCCAACAAGAUCACAAUUGGUCUGGUCAGCUUCCAUCCUGUGUGCCUGUUAGCUGUGGUCAUCCCGGAAGUCCGAUUUAUGGAAGAACAAGUGGAAAUGGUUUCAACUUCAAUGAUGUUGUGACUUUCUCUUGUAAUACUGGAUAUGCCAUGCAAGGGCCAACAAAAGCACAGUGUCAGGCUAAUAGGCAAUGGAGCCAUCCACCACCGAUAUGUAAAGUGGUCAACUGUUCUGAUCCUGGAAUCCCUGCAAAUUCCAUACGAGAAAGUAAAAUAGAACAUGGAAAUUUCACAUAUGGAACAGUGGUGUUUUAUGACUGCAAUCCUGGACAUUUUUUAUUUGGAUCUUCAGUUUUAGUCUGUCAACCAAAUGGUCACUGGGAUAAGCCACUACCUGAAUGUAUUAUGAUUGACUGUGGCCAUCCUGGCAUUCCUCCUAAUGCGAUCCUGUCUGGAGAGAAGUAUACAUUUGGGUCUACUGUUCAUUAUACCUGCACAGGAAGGCGAUCACUAUUAGGCCAAUCAUCUCGCACAUGUCAAUUAAAUGGACAUUGGAGUGGAUCUCUGCCUCAUUGCUCAGGUGACACUGCUGGUUCUUGUGGGGAUCCAGGAAUCCCAGGUCAUGGUUCUAGAGAAGACAGUGAUUUUAAAAUUAAAAGUACUGUACGUUUCAACUGUGAGAUUGGUUAUAUCCUUCAUGGGUCAGAAGAAAGAACAUGUUUGGGAAAUGGAACCUGGACAGGAAGACAGCCAGAGUGUAAAGCUGUGCAAUGUGGUAAUCCAGGAACAACCGCUAAUGGGAAAGUAUUUCGUAUAGAUGGCACGACAUUUUCUAAUUCGGUAAUUUAUUCCUGUAUGGAAGGAUACAUACUUUCUGGAUCUUCUGUGAGACAAUGUACUGCCAAUGGAACAUGGUCUGGAUCCUUGCCAAACUGCACAAUAAUCAGUUGUGGAGACCCAGGUGUACCAGCCAAUGGCUUGAGAUAUGGUGAUGAUUAUGUUGUUGGACAAAAUGUUACCUACAUGUGCCAACCCGGUUAUACAAUGGAAUUGAACAGCUCCAUAAUUCGCACCUGUACCACCAACGGCACAUGGAGUGGAACAAUCCCAACUUGUAAAGCUGUUACCUGCCCAACUCCUCCCCAGAUCUCUAAUGGAAGGUUGGAAGGAACAAAUUUUGACUGGGGAUUUAGUAUUAGCUAUGUCUGCUCCCCAGGCUAUGAACUAUCCUUUCCUGCUGUUUUGACCUGUGUUGGGAAUGGAACUUGGAGUGGCGAGGUACCUCAGUGCUUACCAAAGUUUUGUGGUGAUCCUGGAGUACCUGCUCAAGGGAAAAGAGAAGGCAAGAGCUUCAUCUACCAGUCAGAAGUCUCUUUUAGCUGCAAUCCUCCAUUUGUUUUGGUUGGGUCCAGUACUAGGAUAUGCCAAGCAGAUGGAACUUGGAGUGGUUCUUCUCCUCGAUGUAUAGAACCCACUCGCACAUCAUGUGAAAACCCUGGAAUCCCACGGCAUGGAUCACAAAACAAUACAUUUGGCUACCAGGUGGGAAAUGUUGUUCAAUUUCAAUGUAAAAAAGGACACCUUCUCCAAGGAUCUACAACCCGAACUUGCCUCCCUGAUCUUACGUGGAGUGGGAUUCAGCCAGAAUGUAUACCACACAGCUGUAAACAACCAGAGACUCCAGUUCACGCUAAUGUGGCUGGAAUGGAUCUUCCUUCACUUGGCUAUACAUUGAUUUAUACCUGUCAGUCAGGCUUCUUCCUAGCAGGAGGAUCAGAACACAGAGUCUGUAGAUCUGAUGGCACAUGGACUGGAAAAGUUCCAGUUUGUGAAGCUGGAUCAAAAAUAUUGGUGAAAGACCCUAGACCAGCUUUGGGAACACCGAGUCCUAAACUAAGUGGGGUGUAUAAAAGUCAGGAAGCUCGAUUGAUGCUCCAUAUAUAUCUUAUUAAAGCACCAUCUCAUACUUCUGUGAGCAAGAUGAAAGAGGAAAAAUGGGCUAUGGAUGGUUUUGUUUCUGCUGAACCUGAUGGAGCUACAUAUGUUUUUCAAGGAUUUAUCCAGGGUAAAGAUUAUGGACAAUUUGGACUUCAAAGAUUAGGUCUGAACAUGUCUGAAGGUUCGAAUUCUUCUAAUCAACCACAUGGUACAAAUAGUAGUUCUGUGGCCAUUGCUAUCCUUGUGCCUUUCUUUGCCCUUAUAUUUGCAGGUUUUGGGUUUUACCUUUAUAAACAAAGGACUGCACCUAAAACACAGUAUACAGGAUGCUCUGUUCAUGAAAAUAACAAUGGACAAGCUGCUUUUGAAAACCCCAUGUAUGACACAAAUGCAAAGUCUGUAGAAGGAAAAGCUGUACGAUUUGACCCCAACUUGAACACUGUCUGCACAAUGGUAUAA